CCAAUGGCCCAGCGGAUGUUCCUUUGCCUCGAAAAGCGCAAGAAGCUCUUAGUUCGGUUCUUUAAGUCUUUCGGAAGCAAAACAUCACCAUGUCCUCCACUGGAAUCGCCGUGGGCCUGAACAAGGGUUUCCCUGUCAACAAGAAGCAGGUGGCUCCUCGCCCCGCUUCCCGCAAGGGACGCGCCGGCAAGAAGACCAAGCUCGUGCGCGAGAUCGUGCGUGAGGUGGUCGGUCUGAUGCCGUACGAGAAGCGCAUCCUUGAUAUGAUCAAGAGCGGCGGCUCGUCGGCUGAGAAGCGUAUCUACAAGUUCUCCAAGAAGCGCCUCGGAACGCACCGUCGCGCCCUGCAGAAGCGCGAGGAGAUGAAGGCGUAUUACGCUGCUCUCCGUGCCAAGGCCGCUCACCACGCUUAAGUACCGAGAAACCGACACAGUUCCAGGAUUACGGAGAUGAAGAUCCCGACUUUUCAAUGGGUCGGGGCGGGCACGGAUACACUCGACAGUGGCGUGAUGUCCACUUGCCGACUGUUCUCUUGCAGGGUCACUGAGCCCUACUGAUAGCAGCACUGUUCGUCGCCCGUUGGCUCUGGCUGCUUCGUCUCCGUCGCUUCAUUAUUCGAAAUAAAGGAUCGCCAAAUCACUGCUUCAAGCCCCUGGCGCGUCACGCGUGUCAACGUCUUCUUAUCGCUGUGUGUCUUGUCCAUUGAGUUACUCGUGAUAAAAUGGCACUUCAACAACAGGUCUACGACGGUUGAAGAAUUGCAGGAAGGACCCAUUUUAAUGGUUUACAGCUGCAAUAGCACAGCGAACAAACAGGCUAUUUUUCGUGAGCUAGCAACCAUAACGAGGCCCAACAGUGAGCAGCAAGCGUAUGGUGGUCCGUCGACUGCCUAAAAUAGAGUCCCUAUUGUAUACGGCAUGCGACCGUUCACCAGACGCUUCAUCCUAAAGCUAGUGGGCG
Phytophthora nicotianae INRA-310 is the source of this 960-nucleotide messenger RNA. RefSeq lists its product as hypothetical. Gene Ontology annotation, cellular component: ribosome; cytosolic large ribosomal subunit. The transcript has 3 exons. Gene Ontology annotation, molecular function: structural constituent of ribosome. The coding region runs from base 90 to 413 and encodes 107 amino acids. The record is from RefSeq and is a predicted model, not a curated record. Gene Ontology annotation, biological process: cytoplasmic translation. NCBI's taxonomy places the organism in Eukaryota, Oomycota, Peronosporomycetes, Peronosporales, Peronosporaceae.